Messenger RNA from Pleuronectes platessa (European plaice), 1380 nucleotides. Its product is annotated as POU domain, class 2, transcription factor 2-like. Gene Ontology annotation, biological process: regulation of transcription by RNA polymerase II. Lineage: Eukaryota; Metazoa; Chordata; Actinopteri; Pleuronectiformes; Pleuronectidae. Gene Ontology annotation, molecular function: DNA-binding transcription factor activity, RNA polymerase II-specific; RNA polymerase II cis-regulatory region sequence-specific DNA binding. The transcript is spliced from 9 exons. Bases 1 to 1380 code for a protein of 459 amino acids. The record is from RefSeq and is a predicted model, not a curated record.
AUGUCCACCAAUCUUCUCUGGAGAGAGAAGAGCCUCGAUGUGGUCGGUGGGAGCGGCUCACUGGUUUCCUCCGGCAGCAGUGGCGUCCUCACGUCGGUAGGAGGAACCUCCGCCUCCGGCAGCACCAUCGCCUCCUCGCUCAGCUCCGGCCUGACCCCUGGAGGUCACGGGGGUCACCUGGGGGAGGAGCCCAGCGACCUGGAGGAGCUGGAGCAGUUCGCUCGCACGUUCAAGCAGCGACGCAUCAAGCUGGGAUUCACACAGGGAGACGUGGGCGUCGCUAUGGGCAAACUGUACGGUAAUGACUUCAGCCAGACGACCAUCUCCCGCUUCGAGGCUCUGAACCUCAGCUUCAAGAACAUGUGCAAGCUGAAGCCGCUGCUGGAGAAGUGGCUGAGUGACGCCGAAAUCAUGGCGGUGGACAGCAUGCUGCCCAGCCCCUCCUCUCUCUCCUCCCCCAUGCUGGGGAUCGAGGGGCUGCCCGGCCGACGCAGGAAGAAACGCACCAGCAUCGAGACCAACGUGAGGGUGAUGCUGGAGCGCAACUUCCACAUGAACCAGAAGCCUACCUCGGAGGAGAUCCUGCUGAUGGCGGAGCAGCUCAACAUGGAGAAGGAGGUGAUCCGCGUUUGGUUCUGCAACCGCCGGCAGAAGGAGAAACGCAUCCACCCCUCCAGCAGCACCACCCCCCCACUGCCCAGCCAGACUUCUCCCAUCAUGACGCACAAAGCCCCCUGCUACAGCCCGCACAUGAUCUCGAGUCCCGGUCUGUCCCAGGUCACCACCAGCCUCAGCACAACAGCUGCCAGCCUGUCACCUUCAGCGUCCUGCCCCAUGACGCCCGUCAGCUCGGCUGCCGUCGGCUCCACCUCUUCUUCUGUGACUCCUCCCCCUCAUAGCACAGCCAGCCCCGCCCCUCCCGGCCUCGGCGCCCACGGGCUCCACACCGGGAACACAAUGAUGGGAGUAAGCACAGCGAUGAACCAGGCCCUCAUGGGCAGCAAUCCCCUGGCCACAAUGCAAGCCCUGGCAGCGAGCAGUGGUCAGCUGUCCAUGUCCAGCCUCGACGGGGGGGCAGGUCACCUGCUCCUGGGUGGACACGGGGUCACAGUCCGCUCGUUCCUCAACCGCCCCACCCUCCUCCCGAUGGUGACCGGCUCCAUGGGGACGUCCUCCACGCCGGCCAUGGGACUGGUCAGCAGCAGCGGCCUCGGCGUCCCGAGGACCUCCUUCUCCCUGUCCCCGCCCACCGGCGCCAGCGACCUCAUGAGCCCCGCCUCCUGUCACGAGGAGUCCGCCUCCCCGUGUUCCAGCCCCGCCUCUUUCUGUUCCUUCAGCGAGGCCUCGCCGCCGCCCCUGGGAGGGGCCAUGGCCGAGUGA